Ylistrum balloti is the source of this 1365-nucleotide messenger RNA. RefSeq names its product forkhead box protein N3-like. Gene Ontology annotation, molecular function: RNA polymerase II cis-regulatory region sequence-specific DNA binding; DNA-binding transcription factor activity, RNA polymerase II-specific. NCBI's taxonomy places the organism in Eukaryota, Metazoa, Mollusca, Bivalvia, Pectinida, Pectinidae. The coding region runs from base 1 to 1365 and encodes 454 amino acids. The record is from RefSeq and is a predicted model, not a curated record. The transcript is spliced from 3 exons. Gene Ontology annotation, biological process: cell differentiation; regulation of transcription by RNA polymerase II; anatomical structure morphogenesis.
AUGGGGAAGAGAAAGAGGUGCGAUAUGAAUGAUGAAGAAAAUAUGAAUGAACUUCCGCCGUCAAAACUGGCCUUCACAGACGAUCCUGAUAGAAAUUCUAGCCAGGAACAUACUGAUUUUGGUGAUCCUCUUCCAGCUUCCUUACAACAAAUUGAGGCUGACCUGAGAAAGGUCAUGGACGAUUUUGUCCAGGUCUAUGAGAGGCUUGACACGGGUGAUGAUCCAACAAAGAAGCCAAACUACUCCUAUACCGAACUUGUGUAUCUGGCUGUCUUGAGGUCGCCGAACUUCUGUCUACCCAUCACAGAGAUUUACAGAUACAUCAAGAGCAGAUUUACUUUUUUCCGGGACUCGCACAGAACUCAUUGGAAGAAUGCCGUUAGACACAGCCUAUCAAAGACAAAAUGUUUCACAAAAAUUGCGGUCGGAAAACGACAUGGAAUCCCGGGUCUGCCGAACCGAUCAUCAUUUCUUUGGUGUAUUCUUCCCAACAGUAUCGUGAGCUUUGCCAGGGGAGACUACCGACCAUCGGUGGACAAAGAAAGUGGCAUGAACACUCUCAGAUGGGGUUACUAUAAGGUCAAUGCCGGUCAGUUCUGGAGCCAAGUGGCUGUAUACCUGGAGAAGAAAUUCGAGAGCUUCCGAUUAGUGGUGUCCGCCAGCAGCGACCCCAGACAAAUCGUAAAGUUUCAGAUUUGCUCUCUACCGGAUACACCUGUACAGUCUGGGUACGUCGAAACACCGGAAGUGGUGAAGCACGUCACUGACAGCUCAGGAGAUAUUCUCAGCACAAAUUUCCAUGUACGAUAUGGAGUGGAAUCCGAUUUCCUAAGCAAACAAGAUAUGGAAAAAUCUACUGAUACUGGAAAUUCCUCGACAGACGACGAUUUUUCUCCAAAAUCAUCCUCAUUAUCGGCAUCCAUUAAUGACAGUGGUCACGAAACUCUAGAGUCGAGUCCAGAGGAACUCAGUGCCGAUUUGUGUUCUUGGAGGCAUCCAAGACAUAAUCUUAAUUCCUCGUACCUAUCAUUUUUGCCUUCAUAUCCCAGUAAUGGUCGUUUAACGCCUGAAUUACCUGAUCUUGGACACGUAAGUCCGUUUGAAUUGUCUCCCUUGUCCAACCACGGUGCCUCACCACCACCAUCCUUGCUGACGUCAACACAGAAUCUCUUACGUAUAUCACCCGUUCCGAUGAUGUCACCUUCUUAUUCAGAAUCCUACAACUCUUACUAUUCCCCGUAUCAGUCGAGUCACGUGAUGUAUCCAGCUCUCCAUGAUCUUGCCUAUCCGUACCCAGUCAACUACUAUCCGAUUCAAGGAAACGAUCCAAUGUUGUCUAUGACGCCGGAAUGGACAGGGAUGUGA